AUGCCAGGCUCUCACGACCUUAGUGUAGAGAAUCUCCGCAUUCACGAGCACAUUGUGGGAUCUGAAAAAUACAACAAGCGUAUUUUCAAGUCAGUGACAACAGUUCCCACCGCUCGUCAUGGUGCGAGGCCACCAGCUAAGCCAGACACCGUGGCUCGGUCUCAUGCUCCUGCCAAGGCAGCCUCGAAGACCGCCUCGCGACACCAAGAAGUCACCCACGCAUCGAGACAUGAGAACGAGGUCCUGGUCGUCACAGUCAUUGAGGAAGACGAUGAAGAUGUCUUGCCUCCUUGUGCACCUUCGGUCGGUCACGUCUCCAGCAGGCACGGCUCAAAGAAGUUGCCGUCUGUAAAGCCUCCAGCAUCUCACGUCUCACAUCACUCCCAUCACAGCCGUCACCAAAUGCAUGACGUCUAUCAUAUUCCUGAAGCUAUUCCUCCUCCACCAGGUUUCUCAAGGAUGCCAGAUAUGCCCGUCAUGGAGCCAAUGUCCGAGAUGGCCGAAUUAAAGGACAUGGGAAACAACGAAUUGGCUUUGGUCCACAUGCCGCCCCCAUCACCCCCAAGAUCUGUCGCUUCCGUUGCCUCCAGACAGUUGGCUCAAAGAUACCCUAUCUCUCACCACAUUAAGGCUAGUCACCACAGUAAGACGAGCGGCAAGUCAAAGGCCGUCGACAGUGGUCUUGGAGUUUCGACGGAUCCAGAGAUGCUCGAUGUCCUUGUGGAGGAAGUACACGAGGUUACAAGACGCAGGUUCUCCGUCAAGAUGCCAGGAGACAAGAUCAAGCAAUGGGGAUUCGAACACUGA
Messenger RNA from Aureobasidium subglaciale EXF-2481, 807 nucleotides. RefSeq lists its product as uncharacterized. Lineage: Eukaryota; Fungi; Ascomycota; Dothideomycetes; Dothideales; Saccotheciaceae. The transcript has a single exon. The record is from RefSeq and is a predicted model, not a curated record. Bases 1 to 807 code for a protein of 268 amino acids.